This is a messenger RNA of Exaiptasia diaphana, 866 nucleotides long. RefSeq names its product HEAT repeat-containing protein 4. NCBI's taxonomy places the organism in Eukaryota, Metazoa, Cnidaria, Anthozoa, Actiniaria, Aiptasiidae. Gene Ontology annotation, molecular function: oxidoreductase activity. The record is from RefSeq and is a predicted model, not a curated record.
CUGUCCAACCUCGGCAUCAUGACGGUACGGCUACUACCUGCUAUUAUAGAAUGCUUUAAGAGCGAGUACGUAUCAGUUAGGAUUGAAGCUGCAAUGGCGGUUGGUCAGUUAAGAAUAACAGACAAAAAGAUGCUCAGUGAGCUCCUCCUUGUCGCCAGCAAUGAUCGUAGCUGGAAAGUCAAAGCUCAUGCCAUGGAAGCUAUAUUCACCUUGCAAACCCUUGGUGUCGAGCCGACAGGAGACUUAGAGAUGAUUGAAGCAAUAAGGAGAGAAGUUCAAAGGCUGUGUACUCGGGAUGCAAUAGUCUCUCAUAUCUUAGAAGAAGAUAACGUCGAAGCGUAUAAUAAAGAUUACAAGCGAUUAUUUACUACGUCAGACAAAGACAAACCACCAACUCCAGCAAAACCUGAAUCACGAGGUGUCAGCAGGGAGARGGUGGUGACAUCACGUGCUACAGUCAGAUCACGUGCAUCACGAGCUGCCAGUCAGGCAUCACAGCGAGGCUGGGACCCUAUACUUGGUGGGUAUCAAGCAAGGGARAGAAUGUCGAGAGCCCCCACCCCUGGGGAUUURCACAUGGAACAUUCGUAUUUACCAAUGGAYUUGAACAGCGCRUCAUCUGAAAACAGCUCAGUGAUUGGCUUAGACGAUGAUAACAUUGAAUAUUCCGAUGAUGAUACCAAUGRAUAUGAUGUUGAUGGAACUAAGUGUGACAGUAACGGAGAUUACGUGACACAACAUGCAAAUGAGGAUCUAGCCACUGGAACUCAUAUCAGACCAGAGUCUAGAAGUCAAGAAAAGUCAGAAAAUAGAAUAGAAGUUACGAUCUUUGAAGCAAAUAAUGAGAUAAGCGACAGUGAGUCGGU